Molecule: messenger RNA, 4609 nt
Organism: Manduca sexta (tobacco hornworm)
Lineage: Eukaryota; Metazoa; Arthropoda; Insecta; Lepidoptera; Sphingidae
Gene: ush
Product: zinc finger protein ush
Exons: 3
Coding region: 454-2715 (753 amino acids)
Biological process (GO): positive regulation of transcription by RNA polymerase II; negative regulation of transcription by RNA polymerase II; heart development
Cellular component (GO): nucleus
Molecular function (GO): RNA polymerase II-specific DNA-binding transcription factor binding
Source: RefSeq, a predicted model, not a curated record
CCGCAUGUACAGAUGUGUAUCUUAAUAAAAUGUACACAUACGUAUAAUAAUUUUGAUCGUUAUCACGUUGUGUAAUCCGCCGUGUCGGCCGAUACAGGGGAAUCGUAAAAAUCGCGCUUGAUUAAGUGUUUAUCAGCGUCGUGAUAAAGGCGCCGGUCGGACGCCAGUCAGUGCUCAACCACUUGCCGACACCACGCGGCUCUCGUGUUGUUUGGAAAUGAUUUUAUUUGUAGGUAAAUAAAUAAAUAAAUAAUUUUAAUUUUUGUAUAAAAUAUCUUUUCGAAACACUGUGCGCCGUGUUUAUUUUUAAAGUGAAUGCAAAUAAAUAUUAGUUAAUUUAAAGACAUAUUUGGUACUACAAAGUUUCUGCCGUAGGGUUGGUUUUCUUAUCAAAGAUGAAGACACGGCCGUAAGCUAUGUGAGGACGAGGAAUGGGGAAACGAGAACGAGGCGAUGCCGGGAGAACCUCGCACGCCGAGCUCGGGGGGCGAGCGGCCCGCAUCCAGUGGCGGCGCAUCGCCCGCGUCGGCGGGCUCGCCAGCCGCCUCGCCGCCCCGCCUGCGCCUCAACACCAGCCUCGCCACUGACCCUGCGCUGGCGCCACAAGCGACGGCACUCAAGUGUGAGCCGCCAUCACCUUCGCCCCCGCCUCCACCAGCACCGCAGCCGCGAGACUACCUCGCGAUGCCAGUAACCGCCUUCCCCGGGAUUUUUGCUGCAAACACCGCACCGAGCUACAUAUGCAAGCCGUGUGGCAUCAGAUACUCGUCUCUUAGUACCUUGCAAGCGCAUCAAGAACAUUACUGCUCUAAUAGGAAGCCUAAACCGCCAGAAUCAACCGAAGCCGCAACAGAUGCCACAGUAGACGAGUCAAGCGGUGACGCAAAAACUCCGCGCCCCGCCGGCAAACAAUACGCGUGCACAUUCUGCUCAUACAGCGCUGACAAGAAAGUUAGUUUGAACCGUCACAUGCGGAUGCAUUCGUCGUCGCCCGUAAGCAGCGGCACGCCGGCGCCCACGCCGACCUCCAACGGUGAGGUGGCCGAGAGCCCGCCGGCGCCGGACCGGUACUGCGCCGACUGUGACAUCCGCUUCAGCUCGAUAAAAACCUACCGAGCACACAAAGCUCACUAUUGUAGCACGCGACAAGUGGUGAAACAAGCUUUGCAGGCCAUCAGGUCCGGCUCCGCGACCUCAGGGUCCGCUCCGCCAUCUCCAGGGGCUACACCUCCAGCACAAAACCAAUACGCCUUAGCGCUACCCACCAAUCCGAUCUUGAUUGUACCAUACUCUUUACUACGAAGCGCCAGUACUCUCCCGGGAACAACGUUGCCGGACCCUGACACGCCGUGCUUCUUGCUGCCGAAUGGCACGUUCCAACCACUGAGUCAAGCGUUACCAAAUAUCAAUGCAGACGGGAAAGCACCGGAGGUUCUCAAGUCAGCAAACCGACCUAGGGAGCCGUCAAGAGAUGGUGCAACCCCUUUAGAUCUUAGUGUGCGUCGUUCUCCAGAAUCUAUGACGACUGACGAACAUGAGAAAGAAAAUAGGAUGAGAUCAGCAACUCCAGAGCAGAUCGUUUGCGCUCCAUCGCUGCCCGGCUCGCCAGGAACCCCGUCACCGUCGCGCCGGUCUUCGUCUCCGAGCGGCGAGAGCUCUCCAAAGCGACGCCGGCGAAAUUCAAGAGACCCUACACCAAAACCGCCGAGUGUACCAUCACCACCUGAAGAAAAGUUCACGCCAGUAGUUCCCCCUCCGAUCAUACCUCCAGCAUUAGCGUUAAGACUCGCUUCCGAGCUGCCUGUGACUGCAGCGUCUCCCCAAGUGUUAGUCAAACAAGGCGUAUCCAAAUGCAAAGAGUGCAAUAUCGUGUUCUGCAGGUAUGAGAACUACCGCGUACAUAAAAGACAUUACUGCUCCGCUGGUAGCGGGGAGGAGAGAGCGAGUCCCGCCCCUCCCGAACCGGGACCUCCGCCACAGUACCGUCAGCUCAUCUGCCUCGCGUGCGGUAUUCACUUUAGUUCACUGGACAACUUGACGACGCAUCAGUCGUAUUACUGCACCAAGCGGGAGACUCGAUCGCCGAGGAACGUUCCGGAAGCUCCACGGCCGUCAUCGGGAUCGGAGGGCGGGUGGAAGUGCCCGUGCUGCGACGUGGUGUCGCCGACGGCCGCCGCGGCGCAGCGCCACAUGGAGGCGCACGCCGGCGUUAAGGCGUUCCGUUGCACCAUCUGCCGAUAUAGAGGGAACACCCUUCGCGGCAUGCGCACGCACAUUCGCAUGCACUUCAAUAACAAGAAACCCGUUGAUUUACAGGAAGAAACCUACAUAGCCUGCGUGCUCGAGGAUGACAGUCGGGAGACGACGUCCCCCAGCCCCGUGGUGGCGGGCGAGCGGGUGCACCGCUGCAGCAGCUGCGCGUACACGUCCACGUACCGCGGCAACGUCGUGCGCCACGCGCGCCUCGUGCACGCCGCCGACGAGCCCGACGACGAGCACACCUCGCCCGUGCCCGCGCUCGACAUCAAGAAGGAGCCCGACGCCGAGCUCGACGAAACGCCGAACUAUUGCAAAUCCUGCGACAUAUCCUUCAAAUACGUCAACACUUACAAGGCUCACAAGCAGUUUUACUGCACGGCGAAUAACCAGGACGCCGCCGCCAACAAUAACGUCCCGGCGCCCCCUCCCAGAGUCAGCGAUACUCCUGUACUAUGAAUUUCGCGAAACGUGUUGACAUCGAUAACCAAUAUCAAAAUCGAAAUGUCAUCGAAUAGUAAUAGUUGUCAAAAUAUCGACUCGUAACAAAACUGAAUCUAUUAACUUAUCCAAUAUUGGACAUAUUGCUAGCGAAUUAAAAGCUUAAGUUGCUUCAAGAAUUCAUCUUGAUAUUUAGAUAAGUGUGUAUCCUAUCGUCUGUUUGGAUUGAAACCGUGUGCAAUAAAUUUAAUAUUAAACUUGCAUAUCAAUUGCAAAUCGAUGUUUUCUAAAUUCAUUCGAAAUCGAUUACUGUAUAUACAAAUCUUGAAGUUUUUGUUACUGUUAUGUAAAAAUAGAAAAAUGUUAACCUUUCUUGCAUUAGUAUACGUUAAGAAUUACCAAAAUGUAAAUACAUUGUAAAGAUAUUAUUAAAUUGUAACUAAAUUUUAUUACCAUUUGUUUCUAAGUAAUUGUUCUUUCUUUGUUGUUAAUUUUUUUUAGUGUAGGACAAUUCCAUGCCAAGCAAGUAAUGCUCAUUGCUGUCGUAAACCGACCAGUGGUUUCUCCCAUACUUUUUGGUACCUACAGGAAGCUGUAAGCUAAUAAUGUUAUUAUAAUGAAAUAUCGAGGCUACUUUAUUAUUUCAAAUAUUAUUUUCGCAAACAAAGAGGUGUCUGUUUCCGUUUUCCGUUAUACCUACAUUUGUAAUAACAGACCUGUACUAAAGUUUAUGUUAGAUUAACAAAAAACGAUCGCUUCUAAAAUCAUUUUUUCGCAGUACCACAUAAUUGUAUUUCCCAAGUAAUAUUUGAGUGUUUAAAAAGUGAAUACCAUGUUUUGUCUAUGCCAAAGCAUUGCUAGAAUAAUCUUAUUAUGCAUUUAUAGGUAUCUCACUAAAUGUAACUUAGGUUAAGUGAAAACAAGACUUGUUCCGUAGUUAUACAUACGUACAUGUAUAUUGUAUUCGUUAUUUGUGUUCGUCUAUGGAAAAAGGAAUGAGUCUCGAAUUUGCAUAGGUACAAACUAAAUAUGCUGAUCUUCCAUAUCUUAUGACGUAAUCACUUCACACAGUUGUUGACAAAAGCAUUUUCGGAUUGUAAAUUCUUUCAAAAUUUUGAAUUUAUAUGAUCUGUUUAAGCCAUGCAUUAUCUAACGUUUUUCUUCUACUUUUGUCAACAACUGUUUUAGAUUAGACCUAAAAAUCAUGACAUUAAAAAACAGAAAUCAACGCAGCAUCUGAUGUUACGUGCCAUAACUUUGUGUUCUCGAAAGGAAACAUUGUAAUUGUAAGAAGUCAUCUCGAAUAAAAUUGUUCAUUACGAAAAAUAUAUAAAUUAUGCCUUAAUUUUACUUAACAACUUAUCAUGGGUUCAAAUUGUGAUUUCAAAAACAGCCGUAACUAUUUCCUUUUCGUUUGGAAAUUUCCACGUGAAAAAAGUUUAUAUUUACAACAUCUUAUAUCAAAAGACAAAACUCCUUUUAAAAGUAAUUAAGUUUAAAUUAAUUAUGUUAGCAAGAAUAAUGCUGUCACAAAUUAACGAAAAAAAUAUAAUGGAAUAUACAAACUUUAUAUUCAUUUAUUCGUAAUAAUAAAUGCGUGCAAUAACUUUUUCAAAUCGAUUAAACAUUUUACCUUACAAAUUCAUUAUAGGGCUGUUCAAAAUUUGUGUAUAUUUUAUAGAUUAUUUGUUGGUAGUUUUUUUGGAUUUUUCAUUACCAAGUACCACAAUAAAUUAAGGCAUCAUUUAAAUAAUUUUUACGAUAAAUUUAAAUGUUCUAAAACAAUUUCAUAGCAUAUGAGUAAAGUGUUAAACAUGUAAUGGAACGAAACAAAAUCAGUAACUGACUUAGGCGUAUGUUGAUAUUGUAAAAAUACCGCCAGACAAUAAAUUAUUUAUCACAUAUUAAUGAA